GGUCUGGACUAUAAUUUAUACCCGCACGUGUACACGCAGUAAAUAGUUAAAAAUGUAAAGCUAUACAUACAUUGUUGUCACAUUGUACACACCUAUUUUCAGGACGCUGUUGCCAUGGUACUACCGCAGUGUUUCGUAUAGAUGCGCCCACAACAUUAUUCAGACGCGCAGAGGAGAAAUCGUCCAUUGGUGACAGGACGGUGAAAUAACAGGAUGGAAACCAAACGGACAAACACAUUUUCCUAGCUGGAUGACUAUAAAACACUUUAUUUGUAAGCUGCUGUUGUAUUUUUGUUCUGAAAGGCACUAACGUCAAUGAUUACUUCAUUUGUGUACUUCGUUUACUCUCUCCGACAUACAUUCAUUUAUCGCUAUCUAACCAGAACUCGCAAUGGACUUUAACGCGUACGAACCGGAUCGGACGUGCACAAUUAACAGAGGAUAAUUGACUUUCCGAACGGCAUUGUUAUGAGGGACCGACUGGCUGAAUUGAAUUCGGACAGGCAAGGUGUCAGUGAAGAUGAUGGUGUCGCUGCGUCCAUGGAGAGAAAUGUCUUCAUGCAGGACUUCUUCAGAAAGGUGGAGGAGGUCAGAGGUGUCAUUGAUAAGAUCUCCUCCCUGGUGAAUGAGGUGAAGAAGAAACAUAGCAUCAUCCUUUCGGCCCCCAACCCUGACGAGAAAACAAAAGAAGAGCUGGAACAACUCACAGUAGAAAUCAAGAAACAUGCCAAUAUUGUCCAGACCAGUCUCAAAUCAGUGAAACAGAGUCUACCUCCAGAUGACCAGGUAAACUGUGCAGCAGUGGAUGUACGCAUUCAGAAAACUCAGUACUCAAACUUGUCUCGUAAGUUUGUGGAGGUGAUGACACAAUACAAUGAAACCCAAGUGUCCUUCAGAGAGAAGAGCAAAAGCAGGAUUCAGAGACAGCUGGAAAUCACUGGAAGAAUCACAACCAAUGAGGAAUUGGAAGAAAUGCUGGAGAAUGGAAGCCACUCUGUGUUUACCUCUGAUAUAAUCUCUGACUCCCAGAUAACUCGUCAGGCCCUCAAUGAGAUCGAGUCAAGGCAUGAAGACAUCUUACGGCUGGAGUCCAGCAUUAAAGAGCUACACGACAUGUUUGUGGACAUGGCCAUGCUUGUGGAGACUCAGGGUGAAAUGAUUGACAACAUAGAAAAAAAUGUAAAUAAUGCUGUGGAAUACAUUGACAGUGCUAAAGAACAGACCAAGAAAGCUGUGAGGUACCAGACACGAGCCCGCAGGAAAUACAUAAUUCUUGCUCUUAUUAUUUUGGUCGUGCUUCUUGUGGUUGCACUUAUUGUCGGCUUAUCUGUGGGCCUGUCUGCUAAAACCAUCGCUAACUCCGACACCACCUCCUCUGCUGCAGCCAAUCCUGUUUAACUAUGGUUUCCAAGGUCCCCAAUCACUAACACUAACAGUCCCCAAACACUAACAAUGUUAUUUACUUUGUCAUCUCAAACCAGUUUUUAUGUGGCAACAAAGAGUAAAAUAAAUGUAUUCAUUAAAAUUAUUAAAAGCUCUCACUUAUGCCACUUUAUUUGUUUCUAACAAAUAACAUGAAACUGUUGCACAUGCUUUAGCCAACACAAACAAAAGUAAUGUUAAAAUACAUAUUCAGUUUUUUUAGUUUUUUUUUUAUGUAUUAUGUACACUGAUUGUUUUCUGUGUUUGUUGAUUUGUUUGCCAUAGAAAAUGGUCUAUCUUGCCAUCUGUGCAGUGCUCGUCAUCCUAUUUGUCAUCAUCAUCGUUGGAGUUUACAUUGAUUAGUCACAUAUAGCAAAGAACUGUUUGAUGUUACAAAUGUCCAAACUCCUUUUGAAUAUGUAUGAAUACAUGAAUAAAACUUUAUGACCUGUGAAUUGUGAAGAAGUUGGCACUGAUUUCUGGUUCAAGACCUUCCUUUUUGUCUGAUAUUCACUUGACUUAAAUGCUUUGCCACUUCACAACAAUGAGAGGUUAUUUUCACAAUAUUUUAUUUAUUUAAUGCAGUGAUACUGAUUUUUGCACAAUUGAGUAAGGUUUUCUAAUAUUAUAACAUGUAACCUAGGUUACAUUAGUGCCUUGGUAGAUCUGACUGAAUAAUGUGGAGUCAAACACAGUCCAAAAAAGUGCACUUAAUAAGAUACCGGUAUAUAUUUUUUGCCUAAAGAAAGUAUCCUUAGAGAGAACAUAUUUUAAAAUAAGGAUGAGGAGAAUGUUUGUACUCCAUUAUCAAGAGAUCAACAUAGUUUAUUUUGGCUUACACACACUGGUUUGACAGUGAUGUUUGAAAUGAAAGCACAUCCCCCUCUGUAUUGAAUGGCUGGCUCCACACAAUAUGAUGUCAGAUCUAUAAGCAACUUUAAUCACUUAAUGUUGUUCCUUUUGUCUUACAUAUGACUGUAUCUGACAGGAAUGUAACUAUGGAAUUACAGACAAAUUUUCACAGUGUAUUGUAAAAUAAAUAGUUGCUUACUGCUUAUCUUUCAUGGUGUCUUUUUCUGUCGUUAGUUUUUCAUCUCUGAAUUAUUCAUUCCAAAAUAAAAUGUAUAUGAAGUGAGAUAUUGGCAGGCAUGUGACUUAACAUUG
This is a messenger RNA of Myxocyprinus asiaticus (Chinese sucker), 2586 nucleotides long. RefSeq names its product syntaxin-2-like. The record is from RefSeq and is a predicted model, not a curated record. Gene Ontology annotation, molecular function: SNARE binding; SNAP receptor activity. Gene Ontology annotation, cellular component: SNARE complex; plasma membrane; synaptic vesicle. Bases 469 to 1398 code for a protein of 309 amino acids. Gene Ontology annotation, biological process: intracellular protein transport; synaptic vesicle fusion to presynaptic active zone membrane; exocytosis. The transcript is spliced from 10 exons. Lineage: Eukaryota; Metazoa; Chordata; Actinopteri; Cypriniformes; Catostomidae.